AAACUAAAUAGUUGAAGUUUUAUUCUCCUUUUUCUUCGAGGAGCGCGUUUCCUUUUCUCUAGAAACUGCUGCUGUUUUUUUUUUCAUCCUUUUAACUCAGUCCCUGAAAAUUGAGCCGUUAACGUCAACCCGAUUCAGGCGGAACCGUUUCCUCACUCAAAAUCCUCGCACAAACUCAGCAGUUAAUUAAACACUUCAUAAAGUUGAGUCGCUUUAUUAGCAAAGUUGCCGUUAUAGUGAUAAUCAAAGGUGUUGAUUCUGUAGGAAGAAGGAAAAAAGUAAUGGAGAAAUCUGUUUUUGUUAAAGAUGUACAACAACUCAAUGGAAAUCUCCACCAUUCUUUUUCCUCUGUUUCUCAAAGAGAUGUAACUUACAGCUGUGGUUCUUGUGGGUAUGAGCUAAACCUAAGUUCCUCUAGUAGAAACACCGCAACAAUCGGCUCUAAAUAUGGAAAAUUGAUUAAGCGAGGGAUGAUAUCAUUCUUCAAUAUAGACGAGACAAGAUUUACGCAGGUCGAUGAAUUCCAAUGCAGACCCUACUUUUCGAAGCACUCGUGGGGUUUAUUCCGCCAUAGAACCAAACUACUUUGUCGCAAGUGUGGGAACCACAUUGGCGAUGCUUAUGAUGAUAAAUCUUCUGGCUACCCUCAUGUCUUAGAUGGUUCUGAUUCAUCCUCCGGCACUGAACCUUCUAACCAUAGAAAAUAUGAUGUUAGAAUCCGUGCCCUACAGCCUUCGACUGCUGAAGGACUCGGCUCUCCACUUUUUGCGUGAUUUCCUGCAGUGCAUCAUUGAUGGUCUUCGGUUUGAAUUAUCAACUACUGACUGAGCGUUUUCGUAUGGGAUUAUUGCUGUCUAUUAGUUGGUUUGAGUCUUCCAUUUUAUGCUGUCUUUGCUGUGUUUCUGUUAAGUGUAUAUAUGAAAGGUAAGUAAUGUGGAGCUUUAAAAUGAGGUUGAGCACAGUAAUGUCAUUACCCAAAUUUAAAUGUAAUAUCUGUUUGAGUUGAAUUAAAUCGAGUAUUUUUCUUUUGGCCUUUGAA
Molecule: messenger RNA, 1039 nt
Organism: Gossypium raimondii (Peruvian cotton)
Lineage: Eukaryota; Viridiplantae; Streptophyta; Magnoliopsida; Malvales; Malvaceae
Exons: 2
Coding region: 282-773 (163 amino acids)
Source: RefSeq, a predicted model, not a curated record